This is a messenger RNA of Tachysurus vachellii, 768 nucleotides long. RefSeq names its product exosome component 5 (gene exosc5). Gene Ontology annotation, biological process: rRNA catabolic process; poly(A)-dependent snoRNA 3'-end processing; U4 snRNA 3'-end processing. Lineage: Eukaryota; Metazoa; Chordata; Actinopteri; Siluriformes; Bagridae. The record is from RefSeq and is a predicted model, not a curated record. Bases 40 to 696 code for a protein of 218 amino acids. Gene Ontology annotation, cellular component: cytoplasmic exosome (RNase complex); nucleolus; nuclear exosome (RNase complex). The transcript has 6 exons.
AAUGUGCGACAAACACUUGCUGUACUGCAGAGCGCCACGAUGGAGCCGGACAUCAGCAGUACAGUUUUAAGGGAGUUUGGCAGCGAACAGGGUUUAUUAUCCAAACCUGACGGUUCCGCGACGUUUAUGCAAGGAGACACCAGUGUGUUAGUAGGUGUGUAUGGACCUGCUGAGGUUAAAGUCAACAAGGAGAUCUAUGAUCGAGCAACUCUGGAGGUUCUGAUCCAGCCCAAAGCCGGCAUGCCGAGUGUCCGGGAGCGCACGAGAGAGAAGUGUGUGCGGGGGACGUGUGAAGCUGCUCUGCUGUCCACGCUUCAUCCUCGCUCCUCCCUGACGCUAGUCCUGCAGGUGGUGCACGAUGAUGGAUCGCUGUUAGCGUGCUGUCUGAACGGUGCCUGCAUGGCGCUGAUGGACGCCGGGCUGCCCAUGAGCCGCUUGUUCUGCGGAGUCACGUGUGCCAUCGACGCCGAGGGACAAAUCAUCACAGACCCCACCGCUCAGCAGGAAAAGGAAAGUCGAGCCCUGUUGACUUUUGCCAUCGAUAGCAAAGAGCACAAUGUCAUGAUGUCAUCAACCAAAGGUUCUUUCUCAGUGAACGAGAUGCAGCAGUGUAUAGCAGUGAGCCAGAAGGCGUCCGAGCGGAUCUUCCAGUUUUAUAGGGAUUCUGUGAAGCGACGAUACUCCAAAAUAUUAUGAAAUAUUAUAAUAUUGUUCUUUCUGAUUUAUUUUUCUGAUUUCUUUUUUUUUUAUAUUAAAUCAACAAUUCAA